AACCAAUUUUCAGGAAACGUAAUGAUCCGGUUACUGGCGUUACUGUCCGAGGAAAUUGGCCUACUGACACAUUUACUUAUGUACUGUAAGAAAAAUAUCUGAAUAAUUUUGUUUAUUUGCCUACAUCUUGAAAACAAAACAAGAACAUCGUUUCAUGUGCGCUGCUUUCCAGGACAGACAUAUGCGCACUGUCUUGAAGCAAUAGGUGGAGUUGGUGGAUUAGAAGAGGCUGACAUGGAUAUAGGGAGACAGAUCCUGGCAAAGAUGCGGAAAAAGAGAAAGAGUGACCACACAGGGCCGUCUAGUCCAAAAGGCUUAGAAGUCCACUUUUACACUCAAGCCACUCAGCCACUGGUAAAAUCCAAAGGGUGCUAUACUGUGGAGGAUUUGUGCACUGAGUGUGCCAAACUGUUUGGAAUCUCUCCACUCUGUCACAGUUUGUAUGCCCUGUAUGACGAGGAAAGAGCAAUAUGGUACCCUCCAAAUCACUCCUUCAAAGCAGACGGAGCCUGUAUAAAGCUCUACUAUCGCAUGAGGUUCUACUUUACCAACUGGCACGGCACCCAGAAGAUUAAGAAACCCAUGAUUAGGCACACUUUGAAGCGGGUGGGACCUGAAGGCACCUCCAUUCUGGAUGAGACCUCAUUGGCGUACCUCUUUGCACAGGGCCAGUAUGACUUUGUCCAUGGCUUGGCCCCAGUACGUCUUGCUCAGGACGAGGGGGAGUCCCAUGAUAUUGAGAAUGAGUGUCUGGGGAUGGCUGUGUUGUCCAUCUCACAUGAUUCUGCAGACAAAGAGCACCUUGAUUCAGGCUCCACAGUAAGGAAGAUAAGCUACAAGAGACACAUUCCUGAGUCCCUGAAACAGUCCAUCUAUCAGCGUAACUUCCUUGUCCGGCUUCGCAUAGCGAAUGUCUUCAAGAGGUUCCUCAACGAGUUCAACCAGAAAACGGUAAUGGAGAGAUCUGUGAGCCCACUGGACCUAAAGCUGAAGUACAUCGCCACUCUAGAAACGCUGACGGAUGGCUUUGGCUGUGAGAUCUUCGAGCCGGCCUCUCUCCGGACCUUGGACGCCGAUGGCCUCGACCAGAGUCCGGUUCCCAAGCAGCCAGCCUGCCACCAGGUGCUGGUUUCGGGGACAGCCGGCAUCCAGUGGCGCCUGAAGCCGUCAGAGAGAGAAUUGCCUCCGAAGGAGAAAGCCAGUUCCAAGAAGACCAAGAGGGACAGUUGCCUGAAAAAAGACAAGACAAAAGACUGUCAGGACUGGAUAACUUUCUCCGACUUUUAUGAGAUCACACAUAUUAUCGUCAAAGAGUCAUUGGUCACAAUUCACAAACGGGACAACACACAGAUGGAGCUGGACCUGGAGAAGCAGGAGAAGGCUUUCUCUUUCAUUACCUUGGUGGACGGCUACUUCCGGCUGACAGCAGACGCACAUCACUUCCUAUGCAGAGAGGUCGCCCCACCCUCCGUGAAGCUGAACAUACUCGAGGGAUGUCACGGGCCAAUCAGCACGGACUACGCUAUUCACAAACUUUGCGAGGAAGGCAAUGACGAGGGUCUCUACUUGCUUCGCCGGAGUAGCACCGAUUAUGAGCACAUCCUCCUGACUGUUGUGUGCAAUGAGAUGAACUCAGUGAAGACCAAAAGCUACAAGCACUUCCAGAUAGUGAAAGAGGGCGACGGCUACCUGCUGUGCGGCACGGAGGUGAGUCAGCCAGGCCUCAGGGAGCUGAUGGAGCUGCUGGAGGGGCAGCAGUUGCGCUCGGACAACACUACGCUACAGCUGACCAGGGGUUUUCCACCCCAGCCCAAAGAGAUUUCCAACUUGCUAGUUGCAACAAGGGAAGAAAUCCAAAAUCUUCCACCAACUCACCUAGUCUUCCACAGAAUUCUGAAAGAGGACGUAGUUGAGGGGGAGCACCUGGGGCGUGGCACCCGGACCAACAUCUACGCCGGCAAGCUGAGGCUGCGUGACGAAGCCGAUUACCUGGACUUUGCCAAUGACCACCAGGAAGUGAAGGUGGUGCUGAAGGUUCUAAGUGCUGGACAGAGGGACAUGUCUGACUUCUUGGAAACUGUUAGCGUGAUGCGUCUGGUUUCACACAAGCACAUGUCUCUGCUGUAUGGGAUCUGCGUGCGCAACCAAGACAUCAUAAUGGUAGAGGAGCGUCUCCAGCAUGGACCCCUUGACCUGUUCAUGCAGGCCCAUGGCUCCAGCCUCAGCCCAACCUGGAAGUUUCAAGUGGCCAAGCAACUGGCUAGUGUCCUGAGCUACCUGGAGGACAAAAGGCUCGUUCAUGGGUUUGUGUGUGCCAAGAACAUCCUGUUGGCCAGGGAUGGCCUGGACGGAAAUGCCCCUUUCAUGAAGCUCAGCCACCCGGGAAUCCCCAGCACAGCUCUCUCCAGAGAAGAGCGCCUGGACCGUAUUCCAUGGAUAGCGCCCGAGUACAUGGAGAACCACAAGGUAGUGAGCAUUGCAGCUGACAAGUGGGGGUUCGGCGUAACUCUGUGGGAAAUUUGCCACAAUGGAGAGCGCCCCCUUAAGGAUAAGAAGCGCAUUGAGAAAGAGCGCUUCUACACAGCUAAGGGAAAACUGGUGAGCAAGCAGGUCAGUCAGUUGGCCAGCCUCAUGACCGAGUGCAUGAACUAUGACCCCAGGCAGAGACCAUUCCUCAGGGCCGUUCUCCAGAGGCUGGUGAGGAUUGAGGAGGAAGAUCCUGCAAUUGACUCAAGUGGAAUGCCAAAUGUGGACCUUGAUCCGAAUGUGUUUGAGAAGAGGUUCCUAAAGAGAAUCAGACCACUGGGAGAGGGUCACUUUGGCAAGGUGGAGCUGUGCCUGUAUGACUCACGUGGUGACCGUACAGGGGAGCUGGUCGCGGUGAAGUCCCUAAAGUCCGAGAGCUCGGGGGUGGAGACCAGCAACCUCUUGCGGGAGAUCAACACCAUGCGUGAGCUCCUCCACGAAAACAUCGUCAAGUAUAAAGGAGUGAGCGCCGAGGAAGGAGGAACGACCUUCAAGCUCAUCAUGGAAUACCUGCCAAUGGGCAGCCUGAAAGAGUAUUUGCCACACAACAAACCUAAGAUUGACCACAAUAAACUGCUUCUCUAUGCCAAACAGAUAUGUGAGGGAAUGGAAUACUUGGGAUCCCAAAACUACAUUCACAGGGAUCUGGCAGCCCGAAAUGUGUUGGUGGAAAGUGAAAAUCUGGUGAAGAUUGGAGACUUUGGCCUGACCAAGAGCAUCAAAGACAAUGAGGGUUACUAUAGAGUCAAAGAGGAACAGGAGAGCCCAGUCUUUUGGUAUGCCCCAGAGUGCCUUGUGCAUUUAAAGUUUUACCGUGCAUCUGACGUGUGGUCCUUUGGUGUGACUCUCUAUGAGAUCAUGACCUACUGUGACACCAAGAAGAGCCCUCCUGCAAUGUUCUCAGAUAUGAUUGGUCGAAGCCAAGGUCAGAUGACUGUCACUAGACUGGUCUCUGCCCUAGAGGCGGGGAGGAGGUUACCAUGCCCGACUGGCUGCCCAGAAAAGAUCUAUAUCCUGAUGAAGAGCUGCUGGGAGCACUCACCAGACCACCGCAUUGACUUCCAAGGCCUCAUCAGCGAGUUUCAAAAACUUGAGACUAGUGCUCUCAACCCAUCAGACCCAGGAGACAACAGCGUCUGACAAUGAUCACAACUCACCAGCCUGGAGUAAUACUCACAGUAGUCACUAGUCAUUAGGACAAAACCAGCAUAUACUGUUCACAUUUUUUUAGAUAAACAUUAUUCACAAUGGAAAACUAACAAUAUCUAAUUUUUACAUUAUAUGUUUGUACGUUUGUUUGUGAUGUUACGCGUAUAUUUUACAUUACAUGUUCCCCCUAGCCUGGCGUAGCCAGACUUGAAUUUUGUUCAACCUCAAUUGCUGUUUAUUUGUUCAUUUUUUUAAUUUAUUGUGCUGUCAUUUUCUUGUACAACAGACACAAUAGCAAAAUUCAAACAUCUUGCUUGCAAAACAGCCUUUUUGUAGUAAACAAAGGGUGCGUUCGUAAACUGCCACUCCGAUCGCUCCGAGCACUCUUAACCGUUCGUAAAUUCGAAUUAUCGUGUCUUUAAUCAGAGCCUCACACUCUCGGAGCGUCCAGAGUGUGUCAGAUUGAAUUUACGAACAUACCCAAAAUGAACUCAAGCACGCUCGGGUGAUGUGAAUGACCUGGCACUGUUGCUCUUCUGGCCAUCCUUGUAUGUAGCCCCACCCAAAUGAUUUGAUUGUCCCCCAUAUAUAUAUAUAUAU
Messenger RNA from Alosa alosa (allis shad), 4275 nucleotides. RefSeq names its product tyrosine-protein kinase JAK1-like. The transcript is spliced from 24 exons. Gene Ontology annotation, molecular function: ATP binding; non-membrane spanning protein tyrosine kinase activity; cytokine receptor binding. NCBI's taxonomy places the organism in Eukaryota, Metazoa, Chordata, Actinopteri, Clupeiformes, Clupeidae. The coding region runs from base 235 to 3666 and encodes 1143 amino acids. Gene Ontology annotation, biological process: cytokine-mediated signaling pathway; cell surface receptor signaling pathway via JAK-STAT; intracellular signal transduction. The record is from RefSeq and is a predicted model, not a curated record. Gene Ontology annotation, cellular component: cytoskeleton; membrane; cytosol.